AUGUCUCCACCUGAAACACCUAAGAAGGAGAGUCUAAAAGAAAAUGAGGAUUUGGCAAUUAAGGAAAAUGGUACCUCUCCUAGGGAGAUCGGAGAUAAGAUCAAGGUCGAGUCGGCUGGUGAGUAUGAGACGCCGGAACUAACUUCAGAUGAGGAGAAUCUGGUUCAAUUGCAGACGCCUAGAAAAAGAAGGAAAGUUAACUUAUCUAAAGAGCACGAUUUUACCUCUCCGCUAAAGAAGGUUAUAAUGAAUAAUCUGAACGAAUACAAAAAGAGUGAUCUGGCUGACAAACUAAAGCUCAGUAGAGACUUUGUUAAUACACAAGUACCGCGACCUGCUGAUGUGGAGAAAUUAAAAGCGAAUAGGGCCGUAACGUCUUUUACAGACACAUUUGAAGGAUACUUUGAACAGAAACGGUCAGUUAGAGGAGUAAAAGUUUCUAAAAACUCGAUUACAAUGGCUCCACACGUAACUAGAGAGGAGUUUGGGUUGAUAAGUAAUAUCUUUCACCGCAAUCUUCAUAAAAAUCUGAGAGAUCAUUUAUACAUUAUACAGAAGAAGCUAUACCCACAGUAUUGGUUUGAAGUAAUACAAGGAUUCUCACUUCUAUUCUACGGUAUUGGAUCAAAGAAGGUAUUUCUUGAGGACUUUGUAUUCAAGUAUCUUUCGCCAAAACUUGCAUUAUCACAAGCAAUUGAAGUUCCGACUUAUAACGGUAAAAAAUCGAAAUUCGAAGGUAUACCCGUCGUGGUUGUAAAUGGUUACAACCCUACUUGUAACUAUAGAGAUGUAUUUAAGGAUAUAUUGAGCCUACUAACACCGGCUGAAUUAACUCAGAGUGAAUCAAAGUUUUGGGGUAAUCAUGUUAUAAUGAACAUUCAGAAAUUAAUUGACUAUUACAAAGAUAAACCCUUGGACAUAAAGCUUAUUGUGGCAAUUCAUAACAUCGAUGGUCCCAACAUUAGACGUGGUGAUUCUCCUACCAUUUUAAGUUUUCUUUCUUUGAUACGGCAAGUUGCAAUAGUAGCAUCAGCAGACCAUAUAUAUGCACCAUUUCUCUGGGACAAUCUGCGUGCCCAAAACUAUAACUUUGUGUUCCACGAUGUGACUAAUUAUGCGCCAUACGAAGCAGAGUCAUCAUUCCAAGAUGUGAUGCGUCUUGGUAAAUCAGAGAACAGUACUGGUGCAGAAGGUGCUAAGUAUGUCUUGCAAUCUUUGACACUAAAUUCCAAAAAAAUGUAUAAGCUUCUAAUAGAAACGCAAUUGCAGCACAUGGAGAAAGUUAGUACAACGAAGAGUACUGGUAAAGUGGCUGCAUCUAAGCGUGGUACCAUGUCAAUGGGUGUUGAAUUUAAACAAUUAGUACAUUUAUGUGCAGCAGAUUUUAUUGCGUCAAAUGAAAUGGCUCUGAGAUCAAUGCUAACAGAAUUUAUAGAGCAUAAGAUGGCAUCAGUAUCAAAGAAUACAGUUGGCACAGAGUUUGUAUGGGUACCAUACACAUACGCAGAGAUGAAAAGGCUUCAAGAAAUACUCUAUGAGGAAUGA
Messenger RNA from Nakaseomyces glabratus, 1545 nucleotides. RefSeq names its product origin recognition complex subunit 2 (gene ORC2). Gene Ontology annotation, biological process: DNA replication. The record is from RefSeq and is a predicted model, not a curated record. Gene Ontology annotation, cellular component: nucleus; nuclear origin of replication recognition complex. Gene Ontology annotation, molecular function: DNA replication origin binding. NCBI's taxonomy places the organism in Eukaryota, Fungi, Ascomycota, Saccharomycetes, Saccharomycetales, Saccharomycetaceae.